UUUGGGUGCAUAAUUUGUAUAUACAAAAGUGUAAUGAAGAAGGUAAAGAGAAAACCCUAGAAAUAACUUGACAGAGAAUAAUCACUUUUGCUUCUGUCAAAUUUGACAUUGCUGCCGGACGGGAGCAGCCUCCGCCAGCGUCCCCUGGUCGCCACUGCCAGCUCUGAGCUACAACGAAUACCCAUAGGUCUACGCUACCGCCAGCGCACCCCCGGUCCAGAUCUCCACUCAUCCCAUAACAUGGUAAGUCAUAAGUGUCCCCCAUUUUGGCAUAUUCAACUUUUGGAAUCUCGGUUGAAAAUAUGUCGAAAUUCCUCUGUACUGUUUGUUUCAGAUUGUGCCUUUUGAGAUUCAUUUCUUUCUUCACUCUGUUCAGGAUAAUGCGUUUUUUCUUUAGUUGAGACUUGAGAGUUCAUAGAAAUAGUGCGCAUUAUUUUAUCGUAAAUUUGUAGCUGUCUUGAUUGCCCAGAUGCUCCUUGUAUGUGAUUUUUUUUCUACAUGAUGUUUACAUAAACAGUUCACAGAAAAAAGGGAAGCUUUUUAUUUUUUAUUUUUUAAAUGUUGUAUUCUUGGGGUGCUGUUGUUAUUUUGUUCAAAUAACAUUUUUAUGUAUUUUUCAUGUAAGCUAAAAUGGAUGUAGGUGAAGUUCAUGAGUUUGACGCUGUUAAUGUUUCUGUGUGUGUAUAUAUUAGUUUUGACUUAUAUUGUGGGUGAAUGCACAUGAUUUAAUUUUCCUGUGCUAGUAAUUUUUGAAGCAAAUUGAGUUAAAAACUUAAUAGUAAACUAAAACGCUUACAAUUUGUACAAAAAUGAUCUAAAGAAUUGCCGAAAACUAAUGAAGAAAGUAUUUCACUUAGUGGCCAAAAUAUGAGGAGAUGAGUGAACCUUGAAAGUGGCGUUUGACAGCACAGGAUAAAAAUUGUAAUAUUGUCUAGCAGAUUCUUUUGACUGAUGAUAAGGGUAGUUGAAAUCUUGAAAUGAAAAUGUAGUGGUAGUGGACAACAUCAACAUUUCUGCGGAGUUUGAUUGACAGUAAAGGUAACUGAUGAGGAGAGUUUCUGUAGUUGUUUUGGAUUCUAGGGAUGUAAUUGUAAAUAGAUUGGUCUAGGAAGUGUAUAUUGACAUAAUUUAGGAGGUGCCUGUGUAACUUUACUUUAAAUUUGUGAUUCAUCUCAAUUGUGAAUUGGAAUUUCUCUCAAGUUCUAAGAAGUUAUCACAGGUUGUUCAGUUUUGGGGAGUUUUUUUAUUUGUGUGGGAAAGGUUGGGGAAAAGAGGUUAAAAAAAUAGUAAUGGAUCUAUGGAGAUGUGACCCUGCUUUUCUCCGUUUGCUUCCUAAUUUCUUAGCCAAGAGAUUACAUAUACUAUGGUUUUAUGUAACACAGAUGGUGUAAUGUACUAACACAGUUCUGCUCUGUGUUUUACUUAAUUGUAUUUACUAUUUAUCGAUUAGGAAUUCAUGACCCGUCUUCUUAAUUCCACUACAUUUUAUUUUAGGUUCAGUUUGAGUUGAUUAACACAAACCCAUGGUCUAUCCUGUUUCAAUUUUGCUUUUUUAUUUUGCAAUUUCAUUAUUUCAUUUUAGCUUAGCAUUCAGUUUCACACUUGGAGGUAAGAACAUGGCAUGGGCUGUUUGGUAUACAUGUUUGCUUACUCAGGAUUGGGAAUUUAAAGCCCAACCCAUGUUUGGUAUUACAUUUUUAUUUUUGUAGCUGGGGAUUCAUUUUACUAUGGGCUCAACAUUGAGGUAAUAUCCACCUCUUGAUAACACAAGAGUUUCAUUUCUCAGGAAAGCUCACCCGACUGGAAGAACAACCAAGCCUAGCCGCCUCUGCUCUUUAUCUCCUUCCUUCCAUCAACCAAUUCUUGCUAAAUCAGGUUUUGCUGACAAUUAAAUCAAUAGAAAUAUGAUAGAACAUGGAAUUUCUGGAGUUGCACUCUGGAAUGGCUGUAUUUAUUUAGAUCAAGAAGCUGCUUGCUGGCUGUAGCAACAAAUCUGUAAUAAGCAUUCGAGAAGAUUGUCUGGGAAAAUGGAGUGUAAUAAAGAUGAGGCUGCUAGGGCAAAAGAGAUUGCAGAAAAGAAGUUCUUGGCGAAGGACAUUAUGGGUGCAAAGAGGUUUGCUUUGAAGGCUCAAACUUUAUUUCCUGGGCUUGAUGGUAUCGCCAAAAUGUUAUCAACGCUCGAUGUACAUAUUUCUGCUGAGAACAAGAUAAGUGGAGAAGUUGAUUGGUAUGGCAUACUUGGUGUGGAUCAAAAAGCAGAUGAUGAGACUGUUAGGAAACAGUAUAGGAAGCUUGCUCUUAUGCUUCACCCUGAUAAGAACAAUUCCAUUGGAGCUGAUGAUGCUUUUAAGCUUAUUUCACAAGCAUGGGCUUUGUUGUCUGAUAAGGCCAAGAGAGUAGCUUUUGACCAAAAGAGGAAUGCAAUAAUGAAUCAAAAAAUUUCUAAUACAAAUGGGAAUGCAUCAGCAACAGCUUCAGGGGUGAAUCUCACAAAAACUACAACAUCUAAAGCGAAGCCUCCAAAACCGAAAAGUACUACUCGUGCAGGUUCCUCAACUCACAAGGCAGAGGUUUAUUCCGCAAAACCUAGAAACUCUAGGGCAAAGCCCGCUAAAACUGCCCCUCCAGAAGGUCACUCAGUUCCUGCUUCAACUCAAAAGGCUGGGGUAAAUUCCACAAAAAAAGACUCUAGUGCAAGUCCUCCGACGUGUACCACUUCAGCAACUAGAAGAAGCUCUAGGGCAAAGCCUCCAAAAACUGCCACUGCAGAAGGUGACUCCUCCCCAACUCCUGCUUCAACUGAGUCAGGGUUAAAUUCUACAACAAAUAUGGAAUCUAAAGCAAGUCCUCCCAAAAGUACCACUUCAGCUGGUCACUCAAAUCCCGCUUCAACUUGUGAACCAGGGGUGAAUUCUACAAAAAGUACAGAAUCUGGGGCAAGUCUCCCGAAAAGUACCCUUUCGGCUGGUCAUUCCACAAUAAGUACCGAAUUUAGCACAAAGCCUUUGAGAAGUACUGUUCAACCAGUUCACUUUAAACCUUCAAGUCAGAUGCCAAAAUCCAACUACUUUUUUUGGACAGCAUGCCAUCGGUGCAAGAAGCAAUACAAAUUUCUCAGAAUUUAUCUUGAUCAUAAGCUCCAAUGCUCUGAUUGUCAUGAGCAAUUUCUUGCAGUAGAAACAACUCCUCCUAAUGGCUUGAAGUCACCAGCAUCACCAAAAUCUUUGAAGCAACAAAAGAACUCAAAUAAACGCAAAGCGACCAAAAAGGCAUCUAAUCCGAGAAAGAAAAGUACCGCCCCUCAAAAUGCAGGAACAGGAGGGCUUAAUGGUCCCAAUACACAAAACCAAAACAAGUUUGAUUGGGGUACAUUCACAAAAACUGGUGCUUCAGCUGCUGCUCAAGCCACAACUAUGGUACAACAAGUCUAUCAGACUAUGAAGAGAGGAUUUGAGGAGGUACAUGCAGCAGCAACCGAAAGAGAGGACUUGUGGCGAAAGAAUCGUUGCUCUCCUAGGAAGAUGAGUGGUGCUUCUUCAGUGAGUCCUAACAUCGAAAGAACUUGUAAAAAACCAAAGAGAAAGUGAUGAAAUUAGGUCUGGUAGUAUUAUGAUGCUAAAUUCUUACUGUAGGAGUGUGAGUGCCUUAGUAGUUUAAAGUUUCCUUUUCUAUUUUUCUGUGUAAAGUCGUUUCAAGCUUGAACCUAAUUUUCCUCUUUAGCUAAUGGUUAUGUACUAAAAAAUUAUGUGUUCAUAUACAUUAUAUAAAGUUGAGGUUAGUAACCUUAGGUGGCAUUAGCCAUUAGUUAAAGGAAGAGCUUGAAAUAUGGGCAAAUUUAGACUACUGAUAUAAAUAGAGCAAGUUUUACUAAUUUUAA
This is a messenger RNA of Cannabis sativa, 3877 nucleotides long. RefSeq names its product meiotically up-regulated gene 184 protein. NCBI's taxonomy places the organism in Eukaryota, Viridiplantae, Streptophyta, Magnoliopsida, Rosales, Cannabaceae. The transcript is spliced from 3 exons. Bases 2028 to 3587 code for a protein of 519 amino acids. The record is from RefSeq and is a predicted model, not a curated record.